AGUCAGACUCAUAAAUCCACCCUGAGGUCUACAUCCUCCAUAGGACGGAUAUAGGUUCUCUCAUGGGCGAAUUCCGAUUUAAUUUCGUGAUGGUUUAUCGCCGUUUCUGCGUAUUUUUGGCUUUUGCGACGUAACAGAUCAUAGAUAAAUUUUGGAUUCAACCUAUUUAUACAUACUUCUCACGUACCUACCGGGGCCCCAUGGGGAAGAAAGAGCAUUGAUAACGAGCGGCGAGAACGGGCGAUUAAGGGAAGAGGAAUGGGAUAUAGCUAAGACCUGAAUGGAUACUUAGGUGGUUACCUAAAUGUAGCACACAAGAGGGGUGGUGCUCGGGAGGGUGGCGGAAUUCCGGCUUGUUAAUAGGCCAAGAAAAGGUAAUUGUUAAUUACCUAGGUAGAUAUAAAUCGUGGAGCAACGGGUAUAUACCAGAUAUAUAAAAGCUGUGGUGCGCUUUGUAUAAUAACCGAGCACUAAGCUAUCUUCCCUUUCUUCUUUCUAACUACGACUACUCGCUGAGAACCCUCUUGAAUCUAACCACCUUCCUAAGAUUUGGCACAUCCAGCCUCAUCAAUAAAAGUAAAUUCAUCCUCGCUGAGCGCGACAGCUAAGAGCCUUUUCUCCCAAAAUGACGGUCACAAUGUUUGUCGGAUAUCCCACGGGUUCCAAUUUCGACAUGGACUAUUACUUAAACAAACACCUACCGACAGUAGGUUCAGUAUGGAAGCCUUUUGGAAUGGGUGCAUCGCGCGUCACGAUCGCGACGGAUUCAAAGGGUCCAUACCUCGCACUAGCCCAGAUCGAGUGGCCCAGCAUGGAAGCAGCCCAAAAAGCACAAACCGAAACACCGCCCGAGGUGCACAAAAAGAUGCUAGACGAUAUCAAGAACUACACGGACAUACAGCCGACAAUCUGGUUUAUGGAGAACAAGGACAUCGGGUCUUGAGCUUAGGUAUUUACGCAGCGUUGGUUCCAGAGCAAGGCUUAGGAUCAGAGAGGGCGUUUCAAUUAUCAUGAGCAAAUCAAGGACAUUGAGGUCUUCAAAGAUCGUUUGUAGCAAUCAUCUAUGUCAAUGGCGAACACUCUAUUGCUAUUUCUUAAAA
Hypoxylon trugodes is the source of this 1100-nucleotide messenger RNA. RefSeq lists its product as uncharacterized. The transcript has a single exon. Gene Ontology annotation, molecular function: oxidoreductase activity. The coding region runs from base 626 to 943 and encodes 105 amino acids. Lineage: Eukaryota; Fungi; Ascomycota; Sordariomycetes; Xylariales; Hypoxylaceae. The record is from RefSeq and is a predicted model, not a curated record.